This is a messenger RNA of Cyphellophora attinorum, 618 nucleotides long. RefSeq lists its product as uncharacterized. Lineage: Eukaryota; Fungi; Ascomycota; Eurotiomycetes; Chaetothyriales; Cyphellophoraceae. The transcript has 3 exons. Bases 1 to 618 code for a protein of 205 amino acids. The record is from RefSeq and is a predicted model, not a curated record.
AUGGACCGAUACAUCCUUCUCUCGGUGCUUUUCACCGCCGCCGCAGCACGUUUCAAUCAGGAGCAGAUACCCAUUCAGGCCAUCGCGGACGUGCAAGGCGGAGCUCCAGGUGCUGCUGCCACAAUUGCAGGAGAGACGAUCAGCACAUUGCUCGGAGCUGCUGACCCGUGUGACAAACUUGCUCAAGCCGAUAAGAUUGUCUCCGAGCUCGGUGGAGGCGCAGAUGCUGUCGCGGCUGCCAUUGGUUUGGUUGCCGCGGAGCAGAACUUCAAUAACUUCAACGCCGACUUUCCCAACAUCUGUGCUGAUGCGACGCUUCCUGCCACGCAGGAGCUGAGGGGCAUCACCCCUCUGGUCGAUCCCGCCUUAGAUGGUGCCGAGAUCGCCAAUGCUCUGUCGGCGCAGACAAAAGCAGCACCAAUAAAUGCAGUCGGCAAGAGUAUUGCUGAUCUACUGGUCGAGGCCGGAUUCACAUCAUUCAACGGAGCCGACGCUGCAGGUGGUGCAACCGGUGGCGCUGCGGCUGGCGGUGCUGCGGUCGGUGAUGCCGCUGCUAACGCGACGAACGACAACGUUGCAGCGGACAACAACUGUGACGAUGAAGAAAAUUCUCGCUGA